This is a messenger RNA of Pterocles gutturalis (yellow-throated sandgrouse), 1347 nucleotides long. RefSeq names its product C2CD2-like (gene C2CD2L). Gene Ontology annotation, biological process: positive regulation of insulin secretion involved in cellular response to glucose stimulus. NCBI's taxonomy places the organism in Eukaryota, Metazoa, Chordata, Aves, Pterocliformes, Pteroclidae. The transcript is spliced from 9 exons. Gene Ontology annotation, molecular function: phosphatidylinositol transfer activity; phosphatidylinositol binding. Gene Ontology annotation, cellular component: cytoplasmic side of apical plasma membrane. The record is from RefSeq and is a predicted model, not a curated record. The annotation marks the transcript as partial.
GUACCCAGUACUAAGACAACUCGAGAGUCCCCAGCUGGAGCAGCAGUGGCUCCUCUGGGUUCUAAGCUGUUGCUCCGGAAUCUUCGAGUGCUGAACUUGGGCUGCCAGGGGAAGGGAGGAUUUGGGGAGAUAUACUGCGUGGCAGAGCUAGACAGUCCCCCGCAGCAGAAGCGGACGAGGCCGGCGAUGGCUGGUAGUGCUGGUGCUGCUGCAGAGAUGGAGUGGAAUGAGGAGCUCUUUCUGGAGUUGGGACCUAGGAGUAAAGAGCUGAAACUGCAGGUGCUGGGGAACAGUGAUCGAGGGGCAAAUGUGCUGCUGGCACACGCCACGCUUUUGCUUGAUUCCUUGGGCAAACAGCCAUCUGGGAGACAGGUCUGCUCGCUGGCCUCGGGAGCUGGGAGGUCCCUGGCGGCCGAAGCUACCAUUAUAUUGGAGCUGCUAUUCCAGGAGUCUCCCGCAUCUUUGAACGCUCAGCACGCCACUUCGCUGCGAACCAGCAUCACCCCCACUAAGAAGGUGGAGAUGGACCGGACCAUCAUGCCUGACGGCACCAUCGUGACUACUGUCACCACAAUUCAGUCCCGGCCCAAGGCAGACUGCAAACUGGAUUCACCAUCGAGGUCGCCUUCCAAGGUGGAAGUGACUGAAAAGAAGACAACGGUGCUUCUGGAGAGCAGCUGCACUCGCGGCCCCUUGACUGGCGGUAGCUGGGAUAGCCAUAUGCCCAAUGGCUUGGAUCCGGUGGCCGAGACGGCGAUCAGGCAGCUAACUGAGACGAAUAACAAGCCUGCCAAGAAGACCCCGACAAAACGUAGCACGCUGAUCAUCUCGGGAGUUUCCAAGGUACCAAUUGCUCAAGAUGAAAUGGCACUUUCUCUGGGUUAUGCUGCAUCCAUGGAGGCCACGGCUUACGGGGAUUCUGCAGCAGAGGGCAUGGCCGACCGGACGCACGAUUCUGCCGAAUCGUCACGGCUGCCAGAAGCGUCGCCAUCAGGACAAAGAGCCAGUCAGGAGCUGGAUGAGACGACGCGAUCGGACAUCUCAGAGAGACCAUCGGUGGAAGAUGUAGAGUCUGAAACCGGCUCAACGGGAGCCCUUGAGACCAGGAGCUUGAAAGAUCACAAAGUUAGCUUUCUUCGGAGUGGUACCAAGCUCAUCUUCCGGAGAAGGAGCAAGCAGAAAGAAGCGGGCCUGAGCCAGUCGCACGAUGACUUAUCCAACGUCACUGCCAACUCUGCAGCCAGGAAGAAAGCCGGCAGUUUCUCCCGACGCCUCAUCAAGCGCUUCUCCCUCAAGUCUAAAUCCAAACCCAAAGCUAGCGACAGCACAACAGCAGCAGAGAACUGA